Lasiosphaeria miniovina is the source of this 1274-nucleotide messenger RNA. RefSeq lists its product as uncharacterized. The record is from RefSeq and is a predicted model, not a curated record. Gene Ontology annotation, biological process: phosphatidic acid biosynthetic process; triglyceride catabolic process. The coding region runs from base 79 to 942 and encodes 287 amino acids. NCBI's taxonomy places the organism in Eukaryota, Fungi, Ascomycota, Sordariomycetes, Sordariales, Lasiosphaeriaceae. Gene Ontology annotation, molecular function: acylglycerone-phosphate reductase (NADP+) activity; triacylglycerol lipase activity. The transcript is spliced from 2 exons. Gene Ontology annotation, cellular component: lipid droplet; endoplasmic reticulum.
CUAUUUAUUCCCCUUGGGGGUCUCCAACCUUAAGUUGACGAACCUCAACGCAGCGCCACACCUCCAUAAUAGCCCACAAUGACAGCAACUUGCCCCCCUCAGAAAACCGUCCUCGUGACCGGCUGCAGCGACGGCGGCCUCGGCGCCGCGCUAGCGCUGGCGUUUGCGCGCCAGAACUUCCGCGUCUUCGCCACGGCGCGCGACCCCGCCAGGGUAGCAACGGCAAGCAGCCACGCCAACAUCGAGGUGCUGCGGCUUGACGUAACGUCGGCUGAGUCCAUCGCCGCAUGCGCCGCAGAGGUGUCCGGCAGGACGGGCGGCCGCGGGCUCGACGUGGUCGUCAAUAAUGCGGGCGCCAUUUUCGUGCUGCCGCUGCUCGACACGGCCGUGGCUGAUGCCAGGCGGCUGUUCGAGGUCAAUGUCUGGGGCAUGUUGGCGGUCACCCAGGCGUUCGCGCCGCUGCUCAUCACGGCCAAGGGGACCGUGUUGAAUAUCUCGUCGCUGGCGGGCGCGGCGAAGAUGGCGUGGCAGGGCGCAUACAACAGCUCCAAAGCCGCCAUGACAUUCCUUUCGGAGACGCUGCGCAUCGAGCUGCGGCCGCUGGGCGUGCGGGUGGUGACGGCCAUGGUGGGCGAGGUCGAGACGACGCUGUACGCCGGCGCGGCGGCGGUCGGAUCCUUCUCUCUGCCCGCGGGCUCGCGCUACAGGCAGAUCGAGGCCGUCAUUGGCAGGCAGGCCCGGGGCGAGCUGCAGGCGAGCAACGAGCGCGCAGAGGUCACGGCCGGCAACAUUGUCAGGGACGUGCUCUCGGGAACAAACGGACCGAUUUGGCGCGGCGGCGUCGCUGGCUUCGCCAAGUACGCGACGUGGCUGAUGCCGGCGAGGCUGUUUGAGUGGAUCUUGCACAAAGAUCGGGGUGUUUAUGAUCUGAACCAAGGCUAGAGACGUUGCAGCAGGAAUGCCUGUGUUUUGCGAGACGGAGCGGGAAUAGUCUAGGUUAUGAAAUUUACCGAGCGGAGGAUUUUGUCCUACAGUCCCCGCAAUGUCGUCGUAGUCUUGUCUAAGUGUAACAUGCAGGAUCCCGACAUUCGGCUGUGCUACUACUGCGUGAUUACACAGCACAUUACAAUCUGCAGCACAUUACAGUCUGCAGCACAUUACAAUCUGUAGCACAUUACAAUCUGCUUGUUGCCGUUCUGCAUUGACAAGCUGCCUAUGCAGGCCAGAGCUUCAUUGAUCCCUGGCCAAAGAGGAACGCUAAGCUCCGAAAUCCG